AUGGCCACCGUCAACAUUCGCCGGGAUGUCACCGACCCCUUCUAUCGUUACAAGAUGGAGAAGCUCCAGUCCAAGAUCGAGGGCAAGGGUAACGGCAUUAAGACCGUUAUCGUUAACCUUGACUCUGUCGCUAAAUCCCUGAGCCGUCCUCCUGCAUACCUGAUCAAGUACUUCGGUUUCGAACUGGGUGCCCAGGCCAACGCCAAGCCCACUGACGAACGCUGGAUCAUCAACGGCGCCCAUGACGCUGCUAAGCUCCAGGACUACCUGGAUGGCUUCAUCUCCAAGUUCGUUCUCUGCAAGAAGUGCAAGAACCCCGAGACCGAUGUCCAAAUCAAGGACGAGAAGAUCACCCUUGACUGCAAGGCCUGUGGUCAGCGUUCUGACGUCGAUCCUCGCCUCAAGCUGAGCACCUUCAUUGUUCGUAACAACCCCAAGGGUGGCAAGAAGGAGAAGAAGGACAAGAAAGCUCGCCGUGAAGCGAAGAAGGAGAGGGCCGCCAACGGCGAGCAGGACGCUAGCCCCGCUGAUAGCAACGGCUCUGAGAACGGUGAAGAAGAGAAUGGUGACGUUGGUAUUGAAGCUGGCAGCGACGACGAGUUGACUCGCCGCAUCAACUCCGAGGCCAAGGAGAUUGAUGUCGAGGAAGUUGAGGACGACAGCUGGGCUGUCGAUAUGUCCGAGGCCGCUAUCAAGGCCCGUGCUCGUGACCUGUCCGAUGACCUGAAGCGCUCUCUUGUGCUCGAGAACGGCGACGACGAGCAGGCCGAUGGCCCCUCCUCUUACGAGCAGCUGGGUAGCUGGAUUGUCGCCGCCGCCGCCGAGGCCGGUGAUGUGACCAAGGUCACUGAUAUCGAUAUUUACAAGAAGGCUCGUGAUUUCGGCAUCGAGACCAAGCACAAGACUCUCGCCGUUCUGGCCCAGAGCAUCUUCGAUGACAAGAUUGUUAAGCAGAUCGAGGAUCGUGCUCCCCUUCUCAAGAAGCUCAUCACUUCCGAGCGUCACGAGAAGUCCUUCCUCGGUGGUACCGAACGUUUCGUCGGCCAGGACCGCCCGGCUCUGCUGACCCAGAUCCCUGCCAUCCUGCUCGGUUACUUCCAAAACGACCUCGUCUCCGAGGAAACCCUCAAGACUUGGGGCGCUAAGACCAGCAAGAAGUACGUCGACAUCUCGACCAGCAAGAAAAUCCACAAGGCUGCCCAGCCUUUCAUUGAGUGGCUCGAGAACGCCGAGAGUGACGAAGAGAGCGAGGAGGAGAGCGAGUAG
Messenger RNA from Penicillium waksmanii, 1266 nucleotides. Its product is annotated as translation initiation factor eIF5. Gene Ontology annotation, cellular component: cytosol. The transcript has a single exon. Gene Ontology annotation, biological process: formation of translation preinitiation complex; translational initiation; formation of cytoplasmic translation initiation complex. Bases 1 to 1266 code for a protein of 421 amino acids. NCBI's taxonomy places the organism in Eukaryota, Fungi, Ascomycota, Eurotiomycetes, Eurotiales, Aspergillaceae. The record is from RefSeq and is a predicted model, not a curated record. Gene Ontology annotation, molecular function: translation initiation factor activity; eukaryotic initiation factor eIF2 binding; GDP-dissociation inhibitor activity.